Molecule: messenger RNA, 3088 nt
Organism: Seriola aureovittata
Lineage: Eukaryota; Metazoa; Chordata; Actinopteri; Carangiformes; Carangidae
Gene: trim35-12
Product: tripartite motif containing 35-12
Exons: 6
Coding region: 711-2279 (522 amino acids)
Biological process (GO): protein ubiquitination
Molecular function (GO): zinc ion binding; ubiquitin-protein transferase activity; protein binding
Source: RefSeq, a predicted model, not a curated record
GUGUGUGUGUGUGUGCGCGCGCGUGUGUGUCUUCCCCCUCCUGUGUCCUCCUGAAAUAUGUAUGACAUUUAACGAGACAGCAAAAUCACUGUGAGUGUCAGCAGGCCAUCACAGGUAAUGUAAUAAGAUCUACCCUAGUAGACUUGAUAGUGCUGGUUAAGCUCAGCAGGGUCAUUUGCAGGCCUCACAUGUAAAUCAAGGAAGGUGGUAAAGUGAAGAGAUCUGUCCCAGUUCAACACAAAAUAUGUUUUGUAGUAUUUUUAGAUUAUAAAUGUGCAACAGCAGAGUUUUAUGCAGCUGUUUUGAAUUCUGUAAAAUCACCAGUGCCCUACUAUACCCAGCUUCUACCUCCUGCAUCUGCUCUUCUUGUCACUCAAAAUUAAACUAAAAACUGCCAGAGCACUUCCGCAGCACACUUUCUUCUGUGAAGAAGAAAAACAUCCCUCUUGACUCAGCUGGAGUCCUGCUUCACAGAGCCCUGGUGUGGCUUGCAGAUAAGGGUUGAUGACAUGUCCUGUAUUUACUACAAGUGAAGUAAACCAGUUCUUCAAGUCCCAGCUGAUCUAUAACCCUGGUUGCUCAUAAACUGUCUUCAGAUUACUCUGUGGACUACAGUCAGAGAGGAGUACUUCUCCUUAUUAUCAGAGUGCACUUUCUGGAACAGAACAACCACAGCUUUAAAAGCAGUGUCCCGCCAACAGGAACCUACCAUGGCGUUGCGCCCACGAGCUUCCUCUCAACCUGGGAAACUUUCUUUCCUCCAGAGUCCCAAGGUAGCUUUAGCCCUUCGGCCGCGGGCUGUUUCCUCGCGCUCAGGCUCCAUGCUGGAAGAGGAACUGUCCUGUCCUGUUUGCUGUGAGAUCUUCAAGGAACCUGUGGUGCUCAAGUGCAGCCACAGCUUCUGCCGGGCCUGCCUGCAGCAGUUCUGGAACAAGAAGAAAGCCAGGCGCGAGUGUCCCGUCUGCAGGAGGAAAUGCUCCCUGACAGAGCCCACGGUCAGCCUGGCCCUGAAGAACGUGGCCGACACCUUCCUGAAGGAGCAGGAGCGCAAGACGUCCCCAGCUGGGACGGUGGCCGGGUGGACAGGGGAGGAAGCAGGGAUGGUGGAGGUGAAGUGCACCACACACGAGGAGGUUCUCAAACUCUUCUGUCUAGAUGACUUUGAAGUCUUGUGCUGUGUGUGUCACACCUCCAAGAAGCACCAAGGACACAGAGUGUGUCCCUUAGAAGAGGGAGCGCAGGACCUCAAGGCAGAGCUGAAGAAAGAGCUGAUUCCUCUGAAGAAGAACCUGCGUCACCUGUAUGAGGCCAAGCAGGAGUGUGAUGACACAACUGUCCACAUCAAGAACCAGACUCAGGCCACAGAGAAGGAGAUCAAGGAGGAGUUUGAGCAGCUCCGUGAGUUUCUGCAGAGGGAGGAGGCGGCCCGACUGGCCUCUCUGCAGCAGGAGGACGAGGAGAAGAGGGAGCUGGUGAAGAAGAAGUCCGACAGCAUCACCAGAGACAUCCUCACCUUCUCUCACGCCGUCAUUGCCAUUGAGAACGAGAUCGCGUCCAGUGAUGCUCUCUUCCUUCAGAAUUAUGCUAAUACGAAGAAAAGGGCACAGAUCCCACAGAAGGAUCCAGAAAAAGUGUCAGGUGCUCUUAUGAAUGUGGCCAAACACGUCAGUUCCCUCAAGUACCACGUGUGGGAGAAGAUGGUGGAGCUGGUUCAGUACACACCCAUCACCCUGGACCCCAACACUGCCUACUCUUGGUUGUCUCUCUCCUCAGACCUGACCAGUGUGGCCAACAGCGGAUCCCUGAAGCAGCUCCCGGACAAUCCUGAACGUUUUGGCCACUUUGUGUUCGUGCUGGGCUCAGAGGGCUUCACCUCGGGCCGCCACGCCUGGGAAGUGGACAUUGGCGACAAGGUGGACUGGAUGCUCGGGGUGGUCAAGGAGUCCAUCGACAGGAAAGGCCGCAUUUCUGGCUGUCCCGAGGGCGGCUUUUGGAUGAUCUCGCACUACGAGGGCGAGUACUCGGCCAUGACGAGACCCAGCACCCCGCUUCACCCGGAGGGGGAGCUGACCCGAGUCCGGGUGCAGCUGGACUACGACUCCGGAGAGGUGAUCUUCUCCAACCCGGUCAGCAUGACGCCCAUCUACACCUUCAACGACUUCUUCACUGAGAAGAUGUACCCCUUCUUCUGCCCCGGAGCCAACAUCAAUGGGAAUAACCCCAAACCCCUCAAGAUCUGCCCCGUCAAAGUGGCUGUGUGGAACAGUGCGACGUGGUGAUUUGAGAAAACCUUAUAGAGAACAUAAAUGCAUGAGUAUCAAAUCGUUUAAGCAGAUGAUGUCGGUGUGUAAAAUAAGCAUCGACUGAGUGAUUAGAACAAUAAUUGGCUUAUUUCACAGGGGUUCAUUUAGUGAUUGACUGCAGUUAACGAAGCACAAAGCAGCUGUUUAAAGCUUCCAGGGGAUGGACCUGCCUUUAUAAUCCACAAGGGCUCCAUCUGCUUCUCAGUCAGGGAGGCCAUCAAGCUCAGCAUCCCCUGCACACACUCUCCUGAGCAUCAAUCUCCCCCUGGUGGUCACAAACACACAACUAUGAAGACUCGCACAGGACUCGAAUUCAUCUCACUGUUAGUUAAAAAACUAAGAAGCAUAUAAAAAGCGGUGGCAAAGCAAGGUCAUGGGAGAAUUAUGAGUGCAAAGACACAGCAAAGUCUAAAGGCUUAAAACCAACUUGAAACUAAAUGCAAGAGUAAAAAAAGCCAGUCCUGCAUUACAUGUCCAUUUUAUGCCGAUCAAUAUUCUAAUGCAGCUUUCAAGUGUCUGCAUGAGCGCCCGUUUAUUUCACAAAGCAGAAUAAGAAAAUUAGGUAGAUACUGGAGGCUGUAAUCCUGUGAUCCUGGUGGACUGGAUUUGAAGAUGACAUUUUAUGACUGUGAUUCUGGCACAUAUAUUGCAGCUGUUUCUUUGCUAUUUUCAGAAAUCACAAAGUCACUGCAUAAACAUUUAACCAUUGUGUGUGAAAUAUGAAAUCAUACAACAUGACGUCAAUAUUGUGCUUCUCAGUUAAUAAAGUAAACAUUCAGAGUCAA